Messenger RNA from Aspergillus calidoustus, 1140 nucleotides. The record is from the annotation of a GenBank genome assembly. NCBI's taxonomy places the organism in Eukaryota, Fungi, Ascomycota, Eurotiomycetes, Eurotiales, Aspergillaceae.
AUGGGCUUUGACCACGUCGACUUUCUAGCAAUUAGCUUUGUCUUCCAUUCACCGGAUACACUGAACCAUCGAUUCAAAGCAGCGACUAUCCGCGCCUCGCUUUACAGCCCGCCCAUACGCUACAGCUCACACCACGACAGAUUAAAGAGAAACUCUAGAUCUGGAUCAAGAUGCAGACCUCUUCACCCGCGCUUCCUAAUGCACGCCCCGCACCUCCUUUACGGCUCCAUUUCCCCCGAAACCAUGCAGUGGAGCUAUAGCCUCUCUGGCACGCUCGGCAUCGCACAACUCCCACUGAUCGCCUCCCUAACCCCUUCAACAGGCCUCAACGGCCAGUUCCGGCGCUUCGAGAUGAUGCGUAUCCAGGGCUCCGCGCGUACUCUCGAUGACGACGACGGAAACACCAGGCCAGCCGCUCAAAUCGUUUGGACCUUUGAGGAAAACAGCCUCCAGCGCUCUGGGUUACCUCGCGAAUUCACCUUUGCCAUGUUGAUUGCGAAACCGAGUCCCUGCACCCGCGUGGUCUUGGAUCUAGAGAUUGAGCCCAUACUACAGAGUUGGUUUGGGGCAUAUCCGGCUUGGUGGUUGGCGUUGUGGAAGAGGUAUCGAGCUGUUCAGAGGAGAAGAAUGGGACAAGCGUGCAAUGGUUCUGGUAUAGACUUUCGAGCAAGAGUGGGACAGAGGUUCGAGCCUGUUAUGUCUAGAAGGGGCUUCAAUUUCGCCACGCUCGUCGGCGGAUUUGAUGAGUUCGUCAGUUUGGCUGGGAGGAGAGUGCUGUUGAAUAUCCCCGGCGAAAACUUCCAAGAUGACACCGGCGGAGCACCUCCAAUACCCCCGCCACAACCACAACCACAACCGCAGCCGCAGCCAUUUCCAUAUCCAAUGCCAUACCCCGGCUUCGGCUACGGCUACCCGAAUCAAGAAGGCCCACAGGUUACGGUCCCACUGGCUCGAGAAGCGGAACCAGGAGCAAGACCAAGAGACCGAGUCCGAAAGGAACCGCCCUCAUCCUCAUCCGUACAGGCACGCGCACAUUCCCAUUCGUAUGAGCGCACUGGGACUGGCAGUCAUAAUGGCAGAAGCAAUCGGAGUGGAGGAGGCAGUGGUGCUAGAAGGAGGGAGCACCUAGAUCAGUACUGA